Messenger RNA from Trichogramma pretiosum, 1894 nucleotides. RefSeq names its product gastrula zinc finger protein XlCGF57.1-like. Gene Ontology annotation, cellular component: nucleus. Bases 53 to 1600 code for a protein of 515 amino acids. Gene Ontology annotation, molecular function: RNA polymerase II cis-regulatory region sequence-specific DNA binding; DNA-binding transcription factor activity, RNA polymerase II-specific. The record is from RefSeq and is a predicted model, not a curated record. The transcript has 3 exons. Lineage: Eukaryota; Metazoa; Arthropoda; Insecta; Hymenoptera; Trichogrammatidae. Gene Ontology annotation, biological process: regulation of transcription by RNA polymerase II; central nervous system development.
UGUAACAUCAUUACAGAACAAUUAGUCGUUGAUCAAGUUCCGAGUGAUAAACAUGGACUUCAGUGAUGUAUAUAACUCUGAUGUCAGAGUGAAGGAGGAACCAAAUGAUGUUUCCCCAAUUGAAAAUGAAGAUUAUAAAAUAAUUGACAAUGCAUGCGAUGCUAAAAACAACGAAUUCUCGAGUUUUUGUCGAGAAAAUUUAAUUCAUGGGCUUAGAGAAUAUGAUGAAAAUUCUGCACCUAACGACGAUUUGGAAAUAGAAUUCGAAUGUAAGGAUGAGAAGCUCGGCAUUAACUUAUUAGUAGUUAAGAAAAUCGAGGACGAUUAUCCAGAUCAUUUGCAGUAUAUGAAAAAUAGUUGCGAUUAUCAGACUCAAAAGAAAGUUAAAGAAGAAAUUGUCGACGAAGUAAAAGAAGAAUUAAAUUUGGAUGGUGAACUUGAUGCAAAUAGUCUAUGCAAAACCCAAACUGAUAAGGCACGCAAUCAUACCAAAUAUCCAUGUAAUGUAUGCGGUCAAAAAUUUUCACAAAAAGGUAAUCUCAAGGUCCACAUCGCUGCAGUUCAUAAUGACGCCAAGCAUACAUGUGUUACAUGUGGAAAGACAUUCAAACAAGAAGCAUAUCUCAAAAUUCACAUCGAUGCGAUUCAUAAUGAUAUGGCACCAACUUGCGAAGUAUGCGGGAAGAAAUUCUUAACUGAAGCUGUACUCAAGAUCCAUAUCGAUGGAGUACAUAAUGGUGUUAAACAUGCGUGUGAUGUAUGUGGAAAGACAUUCACACAAAAAGGACAUCUCAAGGUUCACAUCGAUGCAGUUCAUAAUGGUGUUAAACAUGCUUGUGGUAUCUGUGGAAUGACAUUCAAACACAAAGAUACUCUCAAAAGUCACAUCGAUGCGAUGCAUAAAGGUAUGGCACCUACUUGCGAAGUGUGCGGAAAGAAAUUUUUAACUAAGACUUCACUCAAUAUCCACAUCGAUGCAGUUCAUAAUGGAGUCAAACAUACGUGUGUUACAUGUGAAAAGACAUUCACACACAAAAAUAAUCUCAAAAUUCACAUCGAUGCGAUGCAUAAAGGUAUGGCCCCUACUUGCGAAAUAUGCGGAAAGAAAUUUCAAACGAAGACUAAACUCAAGGUCCAUAUCGAUGGAGUACAUAAUGGUGUUAAACAUGCGUGUGGUGUAUGUGAAAAGACAUUCACUCAAAAAGGACAUCUCAAAAUUCACAUCGAUUCUAUGCAUAAAGGUACGGUACCUACUUGCGAAGUGUGCGGAAAGAAAUUCUCAACUAAGACUAAACUCAAACUCCACAUGGAUGCAGUGCAUAAUAAGAUAACUCACGCAUGUGAUACAUGUAGCAAAAUAUUUACGCUGAAAUAUAAUCUUAAGAAACACAUCGAUGCGAUGCAUAAAGGUAUGGCACCUACUUGCGAAGUGUGCGGAAAGACAUUCUCACUAAAGGGUAAUCUUAAAAGACACAUGAAUUUGAUGCAUAAUAAGAUAACUUAUGUUUGUAAUACGUGUGGCAAGACAUUUUCACAAAAGGAUAGUCUUAUAAUUCACAUUAGAACACAACAUGGAGACAUUGAUCACGCAAGUGUUUAAUGCAGAAAAAAAGUUACACAUAGGAGAUAUCUACAUAUGCACGUCAAAUGUAUGCAUGAUGUCAAUACCCAACCACGAGAUCAAUGCAAAAGAUCUCAAAACGUACCUAUCAAUACCGCGCAAAAUGAUUUAACAUCGAGACAAAUGAGUGGUUAUAAAACUUUCAUUGAGAUAGCGCAUCACUCACGCAUUACCACCUAAUAAAUGUAUAAAAUGUACAUUUAAAUUUUGUAAAAAACAAUUACUAUUAUAUUUUGGAUUACUCCUGUGUUUUCCAUCUCACUGCUUACUAAA